AAUACAUACACUGCAUUGCGUCGAUGGCGAAGCAUGGUGUUGCUCCCACGCUUACAGUUGCAGUGGCGCUGUUUGUUCUUGUUGCCCUCGCAGCAUUUCCAGCAGCGCAGUCUAUCGGCGUCUGCAACGGCGUGAUCGGCAACAACCUGCCGGCGCCCAGCGACGUCGUCAAGCUCUACAAAUCCAAGGGCAUCAACGCCAUGCGGAUCUACGAGCCGGAGAGCAACGUCCUCAAGGCGCUCAGCGGCACCGGCAUCGGCCUCCUCAUGGACGUCGGCAACGGCGCGCUAACCAGCCUCGCCAACGACCCCUCCGCCGCGCCCGCCUGGGUCAAGGCCAACGUCCAGCCCUACCCGGGCGUCUCCUUCCGCUACAUCGCCGUGGGCAACGAGGUCAUGGACAGCGCUGGGCAGAAGACCAUCCUCCCGGCCAUGAAGAACGUACAAGCGGCGCUCACGGCUGCCGGCCUCGGCAGCAUAAAGGUUUCCACGUCGUUGCGGUUCGACGUGGUCACCAACACCUUCCCGCCCUCCAACGGCGUGUUCGCGGACCUUGACUACAUGGGACCGAUCCUGGACUCCCUGGCGAGCACCGGCGCGCCGCUUCUGGCCAACGUGUACCCCUACUUCGCCUACAAAGGCGACCCGCAGAACAUCAAGCUCAACUACGCCACCUUCGUGCCGGGCACCACCGUGAACGACGACGGCAACGGCCUGACCUACACGAACCUCUUCGACGCCAUGGUCGACUCCAUCUAUGCCGCGCUGGAGGACGCGGACAAACCGGGGAUGAAGGUCGUCGUGUCCGAGAGCGGGUGGCCGUCGGCCAGUGGGUUCGGGGCGACGGCGCAGAACGCGCAGGCGUACAACCAGGGAUUGAUCAAACAUGUCGGCAAUGGCACGCCCAAGAGAUCCGGGCCGUUGGAGACGUACCUGUUCGCUAUGUUCAACGAGAACCUGAAGACAGGGGAACCGACAGAGAACCACUUUGGGCUGUUCAAUCCGGACAAGUCGCCGGCCUACUCCAUUAGUUUCUGAAGUACACGACAAACGCUGGAUAUUUUGUGUUCGAAUAAGCUGCCUGAUGAUGCGAAAUGCAUGCAUUUUAGACAACCACUCAUGUGUGUGUGUGUCUGUGUUUGUUUGUUUUUUGUUCUAGUUUUUCUUAAAUCUCCAAGAAAACUAGUAAAAAAGAAAAGCGGACUGAAUCCACUU
Molecule: messenger RNA, 1214 nt
Organism: Triticum dicoccoides
Lineage: Eukaryota; Viridiplantae; Streptophyta; Magnoliopsida; Poales; Poaceae
Product: glucan endo-1,3-beta-glucosidase GIII-like
Exons: 2
Coding region: 24-1037 (337 amino acids)
Biological process (GO): carbohydrate metabolic process
Molecular function (GO): hydrolase activity, hydrolyzing O-glycosyl compounds
Source: RefSeq, a predicted model, not a curated record